Messenger RNA from Tuber melanosporum (Perigord truffle), 2864 nucleotides. RefSeq lists its product as uncharacterized. NCBI's taxonomy places the organism in Eukaryota, Fungi, Ascomycota, Pezizomycetes, Pezizales, Tuberaceae. Gene Ontology annotation, cellular component: cytosol. Gene Ontology annotation, molecular function: FMN binding; [methionine synthase] reductase (NADPH) activity; flavin adenine dinucleotide binding. The coding region runs from base 698 to 2356 and encodes 552 amino acids. The record is from RefSeq and is a predicted model, not a curated record. Gene Ontology annotation, biological process: homocysteine metabolic process. The transcript is spliced from 5 exons.
AGCACGCAAACCUGAUCAAGGUUGGUAGGUUGGUGGCGAAGAAGAAAGGUUCGAGCUAUCAUACAAAAAGUCCAGCCAGAGAAACCCCCCCCCCCUUCUCCUCUCCUCUCUCCUCUCUAAGGUUUGCUUCUCUCAACAGACGCCAGCGUUGCACUUGUUCAUCCAUUUUAGGGAUCAAUCUUUGUUUCUGAGCCGACUGACCACACUUCCUGUCAAUUGUCACUCCGUUCCUUUUCUUUUUCUUCCCUUCUCCCUUUUUUCGGCUGACCGCUUGCUUUCGGUAUCAGCUUCUUUUUUUCUUCUCUCUCUCUCCCUCCCAUUGCUUUUCUGAGCUGAGUCUCUUUCUUCUUUAAGUUCUCCUCCUCCUCUUCAUUUUUCACCUUCUUUCUCUACCUCCAGCUUUCCCCCCCUAGCCAAACUCCGUGGCCACGAUUUCUUUUCGGAUCCUGUUGACGCUUUGGUGUGUCGCUCUUAAUUCAGGAUGGCCGAAGUUUUGUCUUCCCCUGGAUACCACCAUAUCCACCUCUCCACCACCUCCUCCUCUCCAAAUACUUCCGGAAACUCAAUGGCUACCACCGCUGCGUCUUUGGCGCCCAACUCCUCACUAGACAUACUUCUUCCUGCCCCUUCCGUCGUUAAUACGUCAGAGGGGGGCAAAGUUGCUACCGAAAAGGAGGUGGAUCAAUUAAUUCAAAAAAUGAAGUCUCCAAUUUUGGGAAUCGACUUCACUCGCACCGGACGCCCAAGACGUGCUUCUACUCAUUUGCUUACGGUCGGCCCGCAGAACGUCUGUGACGUGAUUAACGAUUCAUCUGCAACUAAUCUCGUCGAUAGUGGAUGCUGCGGCGGAGGUUGCUCGCGUCUUCCGCCUCUUCCGGGGAAUUCUGUCUCACUUGACACCCGCAGUCGCACCGCGUCGGAGUUUGUCAAGGCCCCGGACAACGCCGCGUUCAAGAGUCUUAAUUUGAGAUUGUCCCCUUUAACUUCCAGAGAUAGACUUACUGGAAUCACAGCCCUCCCUGCCCAGACCAUUUCCAUCGAACCUGCCGAUGAGGAAGAGAAGCACGAAUCUACCGUCUACGUUCACCCACCAAAAUACGUCACGCCCCACCCGCCUUGGGCUGUUUAUUCGGCCAAGAUCGACUCUACACGUGAAUUGACCAAAACCGGGGCGCCAAAGAGGACCUACCACUUUGAUCUUGACGUUACCGACUACCCGGAGGAAAUUAGUGGUGUUGAUUUUCGUGUUGGUGGCGCUAUCGGUGUCGUCGCUCCGAACGAUUUCAAACUCGUUGCCGAGGUUUUCGACAUUCUUGGAAUCGAUGAGGAUGAACUCGAUGCCCCAAUCCAGUUGAGCACCCAAGGAGGCAGAUGGCCUACUAUUUGGGGAAAAGCAAAGGAACGUGCGUUGACCACCACUCUGAGAGAACUCAUGACUUGGACCGUGGACAUUCAAUCUUAUCCUCCUACCAAAAAUCUAUUUCGUCUGUUGGCAGAAUAUGCUAAGGAUGAGGCGGAAAAAACAAUUUUGCUAUACUUAUGCUCCAGACAGGGCCAAGCGGCCUUCUGCGAGUUGCGCACGGGUCCUUACAUAUCUCUGAUCCAGCUUCUCAACGCUUUUCCCUCAUCUAAGCCUCCAUUGGAUCACUUGCUGUGCAACCUUCCAACUUUAAUGCCGAGGUUUUACUCUUUGUCCAGCGACCCCCGCGAAUCUAAGAGUAAAGACCGCCGCAUUAUCGAGAUUGCUGUUACCAUACACGAGCAUGAGGAGGGAUGGCGUAAGGGUAGUCGUACCGGCGUCGGCUCCGGCUUCUUCGAGAGAUGUGCUAGAAGGAUAAUCGACGAAGGUGCCGACGACAUUCGUAUUCCCAUGUUUAGAGGUCUCAUGGCCAAUCCCCUGGCGAAACAAUUCCAGGCGGAUGGUCCUAUGUUGCUUAUCGGUGCUGGUGUCGGUAUCGCUCCGUUCAGAGGAUUUGUUCAAAGGAGACUUCAGAGCGCGAAUUGUGCUAAUAAAGUCUGGGUCAUCCAAGGUGUUCGCGACUCUCUUCUGGACGAGUUAUACUCUGGUGAAUGGGGAGAGCACGAAGACAAGAUCCGCAGCGUCGUCCAAUCGCGUGUCGGCACGGGCCGCUACGUGCAGGAAGAGGUCUAUGCGCAGGCCGAUCUUGUCUGGUCCAUUGUCAACUCCCUCGACGGUCGCGUCUUUGUCUGCGGAUCUUCCAAGGGUAUGGGUGAAGGUGUUCAUGAGUCUCUUGUCAAAGUGGUCAUGAAGAAGAGCAUGCUCGGCCGUGAACAAGCCGAAGAGUUUUGGGAGCAGAAGAAGGAGGAUGGACAAUACAUUGCUGAAACUUGGUAAUUCGCAGCUGUACCAUCAAUCACGCUGUUGGACUUUGUUCUUCUAUUGCAUUGAUCCUUCUUCUUGAUUGACCCCAUAAAAUUGUGACGGUUAUGAUUGUGCUGGAAUAACAUUUCCUGUUCCCCUUUCCUUCUUAUAUAUUCUCUUUUCUUUUUUCUCUUUCUUCCUUCAUUCUUGGCUAUCAAUUUUGCUACUUUUUCACACGUUGUGGACAUCAUAGAGGUGGGAACUAGAACCGUAGAAGUUUUUUUUUUGCUUUAUAUAAACUUUUUUCUUUUUUGCGGUUAUAUACCAGUGGGGUUAGCUAUUGUGUAUGCGCAGGGAGGGGCCGUUUUCGGCUUUGGUUUCCCAAACUUGUUGUACGGCGUUGGAAUCAUCAUCACCAUCAUCAUCAUCAUUAUUGCUGUCAUGUUUAUAGGAGGGGUUUUUUUCUUUUCUAUUCUAGCUAUUGUAUAUAGCUACUCUACUCGUCACACAAAUACAAUUUCUAACCAUGUUGAGAUCCAAA